AUGGACACCGACAUGACCACCUCUGGAGGACUCAACAUCCUCAUCGACCUUGCUCACGUCCCCGCUGAACUCCAGCUCGGCAUAGAAGCCAUCGCCACCAACGCCCCCCAGCAAAACAUCUCCCUCUGCGAAUCUGACGACCACCUCCACGACGUCGAGAUCCACUGGCUCGUCAGAUUCGAGAAGGACCAGGCGUUGAGCGAGGGCGAGUGUUCGGUUACAGUCUGCCAACACCUCGAGACGAGUGCCACUCAAAGCCGAGUUGCUAUUGAGGUCAAGUACCAGCGCAAGAUUGAAGCGUUCAGGUCGCUUGGGCGCAUCUUGGGGGCCAGCCGACAGAUUCAAGGACCCGAUCCGGAGAAAACUCGGUCCUUGCUCAACUAUACUGAAAAGGCAACCUUUGAGAAUCUGACCGUCAUGAUUGACUGCAGUCGCGGAGGUGUGUUGAAGCAGUCGAGCGUAUUCAGCAUGAUGCGCAAAUGUGCACUAAUGGGCAUCAACAUGAUGCAGCUCUACACCGAGGACACCUACGAGAUGGAGGGCGAGACUUUUUUUGGAUACCUGCGAGGAGGUUACACUCGCCAGGAGCUCAUACACAUGGACGACUACGCGGAUGCACUUGGCAUUGAGCUGGUCCCCUGCAUCCAGACCCUGGGCCAUCUUGGCCAGAUGCUACAGUGGCCUAAAUACCAUAUCUAUCGUGAUACCAACGAGGUGCUGUUGGCCAAUUGGGACGAGACCUACACCCUCAUCGAGAAGAUGAUUACAACCAUCAGCUCGCCACUGAGAUCCAAGAGAAUUCACCUUGGUUUGGAUGAGGCGGCUGGAGUUGGGGAGGGUCGGUAUCGCCAGAUCUUUGGCUGCGAAGACCCCACUCGUGUCUUUAUUCAUCAUCUCAAACGCGUGCAAGACAUCUGCAAGCGACUCGACUUGAAACCUAUGAUCUGGUCCGACACAAACAAGAACAAUAGCUUGGCUGGAUACUACGAUGGCGGCACGCCUCAAUUGACGGACAACUUGCCUCCAGACAUCGAUCUCGUCUACUGGGACUACUAUCACACAGCGAGCGAGUCAUACGCCAACAAGAUUGAACAGCAUCGAGAAUUGGGAUGUCCUAGCCCAUGGGUCGCAACAGCAGCUUGGACUUGGAACCGAUUCUGGUGUGCGCUCCCGUUUUCGUUCGCAACCAUCCAAGCCUCCUGUCAGGCUGCAAAGCUUGAGAGUAAGCCUGAUGCACAGGGUGUGAUCGGCAAGAAUGUCAGGAACAUGAUGAUUACGAUCUGGGGAGAUGAGGGUCACGAAUGUGACAUGUUCUCUGCUCUCCCAGCCAUGCAUUACUUUGCGGAUCAUGGAUAUACCCAGGACACUGAGAUUGAUCUUGACCGGCUAAAGAAUUGCUUCGAGGGCGUCUGUGGAGCCAAGUUUGACGACUGGGUUUAUGCCAGCAAGGCAAAUCCAUUCCUGGCACACAUUUCGCCACAGUACGCGAUGAUGAACCUAGAAACACACUAUGCUGAAAUUGCCCAGAACUUGAGCAAGAUGAUCGAUUACAACAAAGAGAUCUUCCCCGAGAACGAACGUCUCCGGAUGGCCUACUUGGUCGCCCAAGUCCUCACGCUCAAAUGUCAUCUCCACUCACGAAUGACCAUCGCCUACCGCUCGGGCGACCGCCAAGAACUCUAUGACCUGACUGAGGGUCGACUCGUCGACCUCCAGGUGGCCGUGGAUCAACUGUGGAAGUACCAUCGGUCCAUGUGGCACAAGACUAAUAAGCCAUUUGGGUGGGAGGUCGUCGAGAUGCGGUAUGGUGGCUUGAGGACGAGACUCUUGACUAUGAGAGAUCGAAUUCUAGAGUACCUUGAGGGGAUCGAGAACUGGGACCGCCAGCAGCAGCAGCAACUGCAGCAGAGUGAUGGCAGUGCGUUGGCUUCCUCGGUGGGUAGCCAGCACAGCAAUGGCGCCCAUUCCCAGAACGGCGCCGCAGCAGCAGCAGCAGCAGCAUCAGAGUCCAACCUGACUCCGACGAGACGGGGCAGUUGGAUGGACAAGAACCAGCAGGAGGAUAGACCCACAAUCCCGGAAUUCGAUACCAACCGCGAGGCCAUGUACGAGUAUGCGGGUUGUAACCUCCUCAUGGACUACAACCGCGUCUCUACUCCUAGCCGUCCUGGUUAG
Molecule: messenger RNA, 2175 nt
Organism: Linnemannia hyalina
Lineage: Eukaryota; Fungi; Mortierellomycota; Mortierellomycetes; Mortierellales; Mortierellaceae
Source: the annotation of a GenBank genome assembly